AUGGCGGACAACGCCAGCACCAAGCAGCAGGCGCCAGCGACGGCCAAGAACGGCGCUUUGGAGGAGGAGCAGCUUGAGGAUAUGCUCUACCAGUUGGACCAGCUGAGGCGGCUUCGCUCGGCGCUUCCGCGCAUGUUGGAACCUCUGAUGGUCAAACAGCCGUCGCCCCAGGCUGCUUAUGCCGCCUACAUGCAAUCCGUUGAGAGCACCCACAAAGAGGUGUCGAGUUUCCAGGAGGCGAUUCUUCGCCUGCAGACUGACGGCGUCCUCAACAGGGCACGUACUGGCCAAAAAAAUCUCAAGGGCCUCAAGCAGUGGCGUGCCUCCGAACACCCCGACUGGGCCGAUUCGGAUCGAAAGCGACGUCGAAUUUCUUAG
This is a messenger RNA of Chaetomium globosum CBS 148.51, 378 nucleotides long. RefSeq lists its product as uncharacterized. The transcript has 3 exons. NCBI's taxonomy places the organism in Eukaryota, Fungi, Ascomycota, Sordariomycetes, Sordariales, Chaetomiaceae. Bases 1 to 378 code for a protein of 125 amino acids. The record is from RefSeq and is a predicted model, not a curated record.